AUGGAGAAGAGUCGGCGGCAUGACUGUAUACCUGCUACAGGUCUUACUGCUCAAGCAGCCAGCGAGCUUAUCAGACGACAUCUCGCGUCGGAUGCUGAGCCUGCUCUCAAUCUAGCGGGCUACCACAAUACUUUCAUGGAGCGGGAGAUUGAAGACAUCAUGUUUGAACAUCUGCCGAAGAAUAUCACACAUCACGAGGCAUAUCCGGCAUCGAAUGAGAUUGAACGUGACUGUGUGACCAUGAUUGCGGAGCUGUUCAACUCACCUGUCGAUUGCAACGGGCUCACAGCUGUGGGCACUUCUACCGUCGGCUCCAGCGAGGCAAUCAUACUUGCUGUACUGGCAGCGAAGCGACGAUGGGAAGGCGAGUCUCGCCUUACUCAAAGAAAGUCGACAAACGCGCCGAAUAUGAUUGCGAGCUCAUUGGCCCACGUGUGUUGGCAGAAAGCAGCUCUGUACCUGGGGAUCGAGCUACGAUUCUGUGGAAUUUCUGAAAAUACUCUCGCGAUGGAGCCGCAUAGAGCAAUCGAGCUCGUAGAUGAGAACACCAUUUUAAUUGGUGCUGUCCUCGGUUCAUCAUUGACGGGCACAUAUGAUGACGUCCAGUGCUUGAACGACUUGCUGAUGGAGAAGAAUCACGCCACUGGUUUGGACAUCAUGAUCCAUGUUGACGCUGCUUCGGGAGGUUUUGUGGCGCCGUUUCUCGUUCCUGAGCUCGAAUGGGAUUUCAGACUUCCCCUCGUUAGCUCGAUCAACGUUUCUGGUCACAAAUGUAAGCUCCUCACUUAUGCUUCGGUCGGCUGGGCCUUGUGGCGAUCGAAAGAGCUUCUACCUCAAGAUCUACUUUUCACUGUCGACUACUGUGGUGCCUCUCACAUGGUGUCGUUUACGUUGAACUUUUCGAAGUCCGCAGUGAACGUCAUUGGCCAGUACUAUCAGCUGAUGAGACUCGGAAAAGCCGGCUAUGAGGCAACUAUGCGCCGUCUAGCAAAUACAGCAGAAAAAAUCGCGCAAGGCAUUGGAGCCAUCCAAGAUGGCGCUUGUUUCCGUGUCUUGAGCAAGAACGACAAGCGUGGCCUUCCAGUCGUUCUCUGGUGCUUGAAGAAAAGAAAUUGUCGUGAUGAGUACACGAUUGCUCGUCAGCUGCGAACCAAAGGUUGGAUCAUACCAGCGUACGAAGUGAACACUUCUACAACUUCUUUCACUGUCAUGCGGGUCAUUGUCCGUACUGACCUCACUGAAGAGCGCUGCACUUCAUUUCUUUCUGAUCUCAGCGAUGUCGUGCUAAGCUUGGAAGCAGAAAGCGUGGGAGAUAUGGAGGCUGCUAGACUAUAGACUGCUAGAUCGCAUGGGAAGCCUACAACCUCG
This is a messenger RNA of Pseudocercospora fijiensis CIRAD86, 1368 nucleotides long. RefSeq lists its product as uncharacterized. The record is from RefSeq and is a predicted model, not a curated record. Bases 1 to 1335 code for a protein of 444 amino acids. Gene Ontology annotation, biological process: L-glutamate catabolic process. Gene Ontology annotation, cellular component: cytosol. NCBI's taxonomy places the organism in Eukaryota, Fungi, Ascomycota, Dothideomycetes, Mycosphaerellales, Mycosphaerellaceae. Gene Ontology annotation, molecular function: glutamate decarboxylase activity; pyridoxal phosphate binding. The transcript is spliced from 8 exons.